Messenger RNA from Pestalotiopsis fici W106-1, 1626 nucleotides. RefSeq lists its product as uncharacterized. The record is from RefSeq and is a predicted model, not a curated record. The transcript has 5 exons. NCBI's taxonomy places the organism in Eukaryota, Fungi, Ascomycota, Sordariomycetes, Amphisphaeriales, Sporocadaceae. Gene Ontology annotation, cellular component: cytosol; nucleoplasm; centrosome. The coding region runs from base 1 to 1626 and encodes 541 amino acids.
AUGGCUACCGAAUCCGACAUGUUUGAAGCUUUAUUGAAAGCCUCGGGCCGAAUCCGCGAGACAGACGAUUCACCAAACGUGGUGAGCGAGCUGGCAAAAUCCCUCCCUCACAAAUUCCAACUCGAGGAUCUUCUUCGCAAUGUCAUAGCACCGGACCACUCGGGCGACAUUCAAUUUCUGAGAGCACUGCUCGUGUGCUUGAAAAGUGACCAACUAGAGACUGGACUUGAGAAUGAUCAGCAAGUCUUUGACAAGAUUGCAAGUCAUGUCACAAAGAGCAUCGCACCGAUAGCUCCAGACUCUGACAGUAGUGAGCGAUACCAUUACUUGUCUUCUGUGAGAUGGCAACCCAUCGCCUCCAAGGGUGAGGUCGGACUAGCUAUCCUGGAAUCCCUACAAGGCACAUACAAGGCAAAGCUGGACCCCAAGGUCCUUGUGGCCACAACGGCAUUUACCAACCCGCAGGACCCAUGGACGACACAGGCCGCAGGAACAUUGGCGCAAACAAUCCUGGCCGCGGCCCUAGAUAGACCCGGCGCCAAAGAGACGCUCAUCACCUCGACCAUUCUGACGACCUUUCUGCGGCCUCUAUUCUCCCGGUCUCGCCCCGCCACCGUCACGGCGUCAGGUCGCAAGGCCGAGUUUGUCGAGCCGGCACGGUACGCUGGCGCCGCGCCCGAUGGCCCGACCGAGGCCGAGCUUAAACCGUGGAAGUAUGCCCACGCCUACGCCGUGACCGUGUUUGCAUGGGCCGUUGAACACGCGAAUCAGGACUUGCUAGCGGCGCACUGGCACCUCUUCACUCCCGUGCUGCUGACGCUGCUCGAUGAAGCUCGGACCGACGUCAAGGUGCGCGCCAUGCGCAUCUUCAGCGCCUUUUGGGCACGCUGCCCGCCCGGUCUCAUGGCCAGGGUCGGUCUGGCCAACGUCUUUGAGCAGGCCAUCUUUCCCGCCGUGCUCUUUCUGCCCACCCUGACCCCCGAGGACGAAUCGAUUCGGAUACUAAAUGUCGCGUAUCCUGCUCUGUUCCAAAUUGCCGGUUUGCCUUAUCCCGAAAACGUUAUCGGCGAGCCCGUGAAGCAGCCAGAGUUUACAGAAGCACAGAGGAAAAUGCUGGAUACAAUCAUUCGGCAAGGUCUACUGGUCGGGUAUCACCACGCAAACGAGCACAUUCGACUGACAGAGCUCUUCUGCAACAAAGCAACGUCUAUUGUCAAUGGCAUGGGUAUACUAUCUGUGAAGCAUCUCAAGAACUUGCUUCCCAUGGUGGCAGAAAUCAUGACGGAGCCCUUUGGCACCAAAUAUCCACCUGCUUUGCUUGCCGCUAAUCAACUGAUUCAGACCAUUAUGCGGUGCUGUUGGCCACGUAUUGGUUGUUACGGCACCGAGAUCAUCCGCAUCUUGACAACUUGUUACCUCCAUAUCGAGGAUGAGGAUUCAUUCCCCAGCGGCUCCCCUAGCAAAGAGGAUUUGAAAACUGCGCUGUCGAAGACAACUGGGAUUCUCGCAAAGAUCCUGGAAAAUGAAAUGGUUCUCCUCUCCGAGACCGUCUCUCCGCUGGUCGAGAAAGAGCCUCUGCUUGCGGAUCUUUUCACGUCUGCCAAGAUUCAUCCUAGUGCUGCUUAG